CAGUUCCCCGGCGCCCCCAUCCAGGUUGGUCGCCAGCGUUUGGCCGACGGCGGUCCCCUACACGCCCUCGUCAUCAACAACAAGGUCUCCAACGUCUGUGCCGGUGGGGACGGCGUCGGUAACGCCGAACUCGUCUGUAACGCGGUCGCCCAGGAACUCGAUCUGCCCAACGGUGCGUCGUCCGUAUUGCCCAGCAGUACCGGGGUGAUUGGGUGGCGACUCCCGGCUCAGGAAUUGGCAACCGACGUGGUUCCCAAGGCGGCGAAAGCCUUACAGAUGGAGUCGGCCCUGGCGGCAGCCAAGGCCAUUUGUACCACCGAUCGGUGGCCCAAAGUGCGCUCCCAAACCUUGAGCAACGGGGCUCGGGUGGUCGGCAUCGCUAAAGGUGCGGGAAUGAUUGAACCCAACAUGGCCACCAUGCUGUCCUACAUUAUGACGGAUGCGAUUAUUCCCAAAGCCACACUACAGACCAUGUUAACGGAAGCCGUCAACGGUUCCUACAAUUCCAUUUCCGUCGAUGGGGACGAAUCCACGAGCGACACGGUCGCCUUGGUGGCGUCCAACGUCGUUUCCAACACGGACGAAGCCGAAUUCCGCGACUCCCUCCGGGUGGUCUGUCAGGGACUGGCACAGGACAUUGUUCGCAACGGCGAAGGCACGGGACACGUGUUGCGGGUGCACGUGCUCAAGUUUCCCGGCACGGACGCCGAAGCCCGGCGACUGGGACGGCACGUGGUCAAUUCGCCGCUUUUCAAAUGCGCCGUGUCCGGGAACGACCCCAAUACGGGACGACUCGCGGCCGCCAUUGGCUCGUUCAUGGGAAAAUUUAAAAAUGACGAAAACAUC
Molecule: messenger RNA, 846 nt
Organism: Phaeodactylum tricornutum CCAP 1055/1
Lineage: Eukaryota; Bacillariophyta; Bacillariophyceae; Surirellales; Neidiaceae
Exons: 1
Biological process (GO): L-ornithine biosynthetic process; L-arginine biosynthetic process
Molecular function (GO): L-glutamate N-acetyltransferase activity, acting on acetyl-L-ornithine as donor; L-glutamate N-acetyltransferase activity, acting on acetyl-CoA as donor
Source: RefSeq, a predicted model, not a curated record